AUGGCAACGCCGUCUGCCACCGAAUCGUCGCCUUUGCUGCCCCAUGCAGAUGUCGAACCUGAUGCGAGGCCUGCUGUCCUAUCGCAGGGCCGGGCUGCCAUUGUCAUUAUGCAGGUGUCUGGCCUGACCUUUUUCAGCACCUUUUGCAAUGGCACGAUUGUCAUUGCUCUGCCUGCCAUCCAAAGGUCCCUGGGUCUGGACAAGAGCCUCCUGGUCUGGCCAAGCUCCAGCUAUUUCCUUACCGCAGCGUCGUGUCUGCUAUUGGCCGGAUCGGUGGCCGAUGUCGUCGGAAACAAGCGGGUGAUUCUGGUCGGAUCCUUCUUUGCCGCCUUGUCGGCCUUGGCCUGCGGCUUGGCGCGCACUGGUGGCGAGAUGAUUGCGUACCGGGCCAUUCAGGGCAUCACCUACGCCGCCAUUACUCCGUCGUCCGUUUCCAUCAUUGCCAAUCAUGUUCAAAAAGGUCGCCCCCGGAACAUGGGCUUUGCCUGCAUGGGUUUCGCCCAGCCAGUCGGUCUCUGCACCGGCCUGGUUCUGGCUGGUUUUCUCACGGAUACCAUCGGAUGGCGUUCGGCUUUCUACCUUGCUGCCGGCAUUAGUGGCCUCUUGUUCCUGAUUGGUAUAUGGGUGUUGCCGCGUGACAUUGGCCCGGAAACCGGCCCGUCGAUUUGGAAGCGAAUUGUUGUCGAGAUUGAUGUCGUUGGGGCUCUCGUGGCAAGCACAGGACUAGGCUUGCUGUCGUAUGUUUUGGCAACACUGUCGCAAGACAUCAGAAACAUCUACAAAACAUCCAGCAUAGUUAUACUCGUCAUCACCUGCCUAUCAGUUCCACUGUUCGCUAGGUGGAUGCACUACCGAGAGCACAAUGGCCGUGUCGCACUUAUCCCGAACUCGCUCUGGCGAAGCCAGGUCUUCACCAGCCUCUGCAUCAUGGUACUACUCACCAAUGCCCUUGCAAAUUGCAUGGAGUUGUACAGCAGUCUUUUCUUCCAGGAGGUCCAAGGCUCCUCCGCGGUUAGGGCGUCUGUACAAGUUGCACCUUCUCUUGCCGCUGGUGCAAUCGUCAGCAUCGCAACUGGAAUGACGGCGCACUGGGUGUCGGCUUUGUGGAUGCUAUUCAUCUCCGGCGUGAUUAGUACCAUUGCGCCGCUUUUGAUGGCCAUCAUCCGAAUUAACCAGCCAUACUGGCAAAAUGCCCUUUUUGCACAGAUCCUUACUCCGAUCAAUUGCGACGUCCUGUUUACUCUUGGCCUUCUCAUCAUAUCCGACAGCUUCCCACGAAAUAUGAAGGCCUUGAGCGGCGCUGUAUUCAACACAUGUGCACAACUCGGUGUUGCAGUUGGUAUGAGUGUAACGCAGUUUAUUGCAUCGUCUGCGACCAACCACUCCUCGUAUCCAGACAAGUCUUCGCCCGAAGCGCUUCUGCAAGGGUACAAGGCCGCCUUUUGGACCAUGUUUGCCUGGAUGAAUAAUGAAUUGCACCUUACCGCCAACGACAAGACUGACGGCACACUCGAGUACGGCCACUACUACGAGACUUGGUAUCAGGCUUUGGUCAAGCUGUGGACUGCUUAG
Beauveria bassiana ARSEF 2860 is the source of this 1572-nucleotide messenger RNA. Its product is annotated as MFS transporter. The transcript has 5 exons. Lineage: Eukaryota; Fungi; Ascomycota; Sordariomycetes; Hypocreales; Cordycipitaceae. Gene Ontology annotation, cellular component: membrane. Bases 1 to 1572 code for a protein of 523 amino acids. Gene Ontology annotation, molecular function: transmembrane transporter activity. Gene Ontology annotation, biological process: transmembrane transport. The record is from RefSeq and is a predicted model, not a curated record.